Molecule: messenger RNA, 906 nt
Organism: Ectocarpus sp. CCAP 1310/34
Lineage: Eukaryota; Phaeophyceae; Ectocarpales; Ectocarpaceae
Source: the annotation of a GenBank genome assembly
AUGCACGAGAACCGAGGGGGUGCGCGAGCGGCAGGAGGGGAAGAUCAGCGCAACACGAUGCGUGAGCUGGGCCAUCUCUUGAAGCAGGCCUUCGCGACAUCAACUCAGGACCAGGGGCACCGUGCUCAUCCAGGCACGUCUAACAACCAGAUCUUAGAACUGAGGCAGAGAGAAAAGAUAGAUGUACCAGUAUGGAGUGAUGAUUUUCUGAAGAGCAGAUCGAUUGAAGUUGCAUUGCGAGUGUUCACGAGUGCAUUUGAGGCGUGGCUGGAGAAUGAGGGACUUGCUGGUGUGAUGAGGGGUUCAGAGGUACCUGUUGGUGCAACUGGUAUGGACUUGAACUGGUUGAGGAGCACGUACGGAGAGGAGAGAGUGAAGCAAUCGAGGAAGAUUUGGACGUUCAUGCUUGCUAAGAUCACAGCGCAACCCGCACAAGCCCAAAUCUUGGCAUCAGAAUCACCUCAAGCAGGGUACCGCGUGUUUCUCGAGCAAUAUAGCCAGGACAAGAGUCAGGAGCGACAAACCCUUGACGACGCAUGGAACGUAAUAGGCCAGAGGCAGGGAGAGAGUCUUAUGGACUAUUACGGUAGGGCAGUUGCGCUGUGGAUGAGACUUCGCUCGUAUGGGGAUAACCGGGAUGAAAAAUCUAUGUGCAGGCACAUUGUCAGGGGAUUUCUCCCAAGGUUCGAAAAAACCAAAGACCGUCUUCUGUUUGAUACGAUGUUGUCGAGGGCAACCAUGCAGGAGAUGCUGAGGAUGGAAGAGCACGAGCUGAGGUACGAGCGGAGAGAUGGAGAGCGGAAGGAGGAGAUGAGGCACGCCCUCGUCGCUGCCGGCGUGGGCCGGGGCGGCGGGGCGGGGAAACCAGCCGCUGCAGGAUCGGAGCAAGGCGGACAUCGACCUCAG